This is a messenger RNA of Pyrus x bretschneideri (Chinese white pear), 1555 nucleotides long. Its product is annotated as serine/arginine-rich splicing factor SR45a. The coding region runs from base 139 to 1335 and encodes 398 amino acids. Gene Ontology annotation, biological process: positive regulation of mRNA splicing, via spliceosome. Lineage: Eukaryota; Viridiplantae; Streptophyta; Magnoliopsida; Rosales; Rosaceae. The record is from RefSeq and is a predicted model, not a curated record. Gene Ontology annotation, cellular component: spliceosomal complex. Gene Ontology annotation, molecular function: RNA binding. The transcript is spliced from 7 exons.
GUUUUCGCCGCUCGGGUUUCACCAAUCAUUCCUGUUCUCAGACAAAGCGAUUCCCCACAGAGCGAGAGGAGAAGGCGAGAGAUUGAUCGUUGAUUUAGGAAGGUGAAGAGUGAUUAAUCUCUGCCUGUGAUUGCUACGAUGUCGUACUCCAGAAGGUCAGGGUAUUCCUACUCUCCAUCCCCGAAGCGAUACAGUGGUUCCCUUUCGAGGUCUGUUUCAAGGUCGAGAUACAGGUCAAGAAGUCCGUCUGUGGAGAACCCGGGGAACAAUUUGUAUGUGACUGGAUUGUCGCCUCGGGUUACAAAGAGAGAGCUAGAGAAGCACUUUGCAGCUGAGGGAAAGGUCACUGAUGUCCAUCUCGUGGUUGAUCCAUGGACAAGAGAAUCUCGGGGAUUUGGGUUUGUUACAAUGGAAAAUGUUGAUGAGGCUGAGCGCUGUAUCAAGUACUUAGAUGGAUCUGUACUUGAAGGCCGUGUCAUUACAGUGGAGAAGGCUAGAAGGCGGAGAGGGAGAACUCCCACACCAGGAAGGUAUCUUGGGCUGCGAACAGUUCAUGUUCGUCAACGAACCCCUAGCUACUCACCUCCUCGUAGGUCUCCUACCUACUCUCCUUAUCGGAGGAGCUAUAGCCGGUCACCUCAUUCAUCUGACCAAAGCAGGAGCAGGUCAUCCUCUCCACCCUACCGUAGGAGGAGGUCAUACUCUCCUGAAUACAGUCGGCGUAGAUCUUACUCUCGGUCUCGCUCCCCCUACAGCAGGUCACCAGUGAGAAGGCAUGAUCGGGACUACUCUCCGUAUGACUCCAGGGAGUAUUCACCAGAUGACUCUUACUAUGGAAGGAGACACCGCUACAGGGCCUAUUCACCAGAUGACUCCUACUAUGGGAGGAGACGCCGCUACAGGGACUAUUCACCAGAUGACUCUUACUAUGGUAGGAGGCGUCGCUAUCGUUCUGUCUCUCCUAGUGUGUCACCUAGGAGGAGGAGGAGGAGCUACACCCCCAGUGUCUCUCCCAGGCAUAGGAGGAGGAGUUACAGGAGCUACUCACCUAGUGUUUCACCCGGACCUAGGGGGAGGAGUUACUCCCCCAGUCCUUUGCCCAGGCCUAGGAGGACCUCCAGGAGGAGUUAUUCCCCUAGUGUAUCACCUGAACCGGUGAAGAAGCGGUCAACAAGGAGUUACUCUCGAAGCGUAUCUCCCAGACGCAGGAGCUCAAAGUCUCACAGGGGUUCUUCCAGGGGGAGCUACUCAAGCAGCCGGAGUCCGAGUGUGAAUGCAAGUUCCAGAUUUAUGUCAAGAUCCGCAACCCCUAGGUCUACUUCACCUUCAUCGUGAAGGAUGUUAACUUGCAUGUGUCUAGCUUUGUGUAGGGAUGGUGAUUUCGUGAUGUCGGUACCAAUGGGUGGGGGGUUUGGGGAAUGUCUAUCAUGCAUUUUGGGAUGGGUACUAUAAGCUGAUGAUCAACUAUUGUAUAUUGAGGAGUUGAUCAGUCUGUCAUUUUAGUGAAACGUUUCAUGACUAUCUAGUACUAUUCAGUGUCUGAUGUUUGGUUUGA